AUGUUCCAAGACCUCGACAUAUCUGACUUCGGGCUCAACAACGCUGCCGAGAUCUCGGCGUUGUUCCAGUUUGAAUCGCUGCCGGAGCCCGACUUCGACAGCCGGUCGGGUGAUAGCAAUCAUCUUUGGGAUAGCGAUGGGUUCAUGAAGGAAGUUGACAUCGGCGAAAGGGGCUUGCCUGAGCCAGUCGUCUUCAACUCGACCGGCGAUUCAAACGACGAGGUAGAGCGCCCCAUCGUCGGAAUCAUCAGCAUCGCCCGUGUCCACUCCUCCGCUGCUGUACUUUCCACAGCCCCCAUCGCCUUUACCUUCGCCUCCUUCGCCUACUCAACCACCACCUCCGGUGUCCAGACGGUCUGCAUCUCGGGAACACCGGCGGCGCGCAAGGUAGUACCGCUUCCGAGACAGAGCCUCAACGACAGGAAGGAGCUAUCGUGGGAGCUCGGACAGGCCGGGAACCAGGCUCCUGCAAUUUCGUCGCAGCCUCAGCCUGAGGCAUCGUCAUCUCGGGUGACGCUGGACAACCACGCAGAGACAGUAACCAGCUUCCCUGGUACCACUACCACUCGUCCGAGCAUUCAUCCUUAUUCCCUGCCGCCCGUCUCUGCGCAUAAGUCGCAUACGACGACCUACUACACAGGAACACAGGCACUCGCGGCGCCGAUGAGGCCCGCAUUCGAGAUACCCGUGAGGGAAGACCAGGUCGAGACCCGGCAAGGGUACAGAGCAUUCAGCGUUGCGGCUUCUGCGUCCAGUGCGAGAUCGGAGGAUGGAGGAGCUCCCGGUAUCACCACACCAUCUGCACCUAUUUUGGACGGAACCUUCGUCCAUACGUUCGUGCGAUCCGCGCCCCCUCAGCCAUACAUACAGCCGUAUACCAGCUCGGCUUGGACAUCAUCCUACGUGCCUGCCGAUUCACUCGCCUUCUCUGCGUCAACGCCCGGACAGAAGCGGAGACGAGGAUCUGAGGCCGAUGAAGACGGCGACACGCGCCCCGACCGGCACCUCACCAACCCCGAGCCAAGGCACGACCCAUGCUCCAACUCACGCUGA
This is a messenger RNA of Fomitopsis serialis, 1053 nucleotides long. RefSeq lists its product as uncharacterized. The record is from RefSeq and is a predicted model, not a curated record. The transcript has 7 exons. Lineage: Eukaryota; Fungi; Basidiomycota; Agaricomycetes; Polyporales; Fomitopsidaceae. The coding region runs from base 1 to 1053 and encodes 350 amino acids.